Neopsephotus bourkii (Bourke's parrot) is the source of this 1774-nucleotide messenger RNA. It is a transcript of the gene ARL4C, whose product is annotated as ADP ribosylation factor like GTPase 4C. Gene Ontology annotation, molecular function: GTP binding; GTPase activity. The transcript has a single exon. Gene Ontology annotation, biological process: intracellular protein transport; endocytic recycling. The record is from RefSeq and is a predicted model, not a curated record. Bases 194 to 772 code for a protein of 192 amino acids. Gene Ontology annotation, cellular component: cytoplasm. NCBI's taxonomy places the organism in Eukaryota, Metazoa, Chordata, Aves, Psittaciformes, Psittacidae.
GGCAGCGGCGGAAGGCGGCGGCGCGGUCCCUCCUCCCGGGCGGUGCCGCCAGUCCCCGGUCGCUGCUGCCGCCGCCGCGUGGAGCUGCGCUGCCCGCUCCCUGCCCGUCCCAGCUCACCCCGAGCCGUGCCCCUGCGGGCCGGCGGCGCGGGGAUGGGCGCCGGGCUGUGAGGGCGCGGCGUGAGCCGUGGCCAUGGGGAACAUCUCGUCCAACAUCUCCGCCUUCCAGUCCCUGCACAUCGUGAUGCUGGGCCUGGACUCGGCGGGGAAGACCACGGUGCUCUACCGGUUGAAGUUCAACGAGUUCGUCAACACCGUGCCCACCAUCGGCUUCAACACGGAGAAGAUCCGGCUGAGCAACGGGACGGCCAAAGGCAUCAGCUGCCACUUUUGGGAUGUGGGUGGUCAGGAGAAGCUGCGCCCGCUCUGGAAGUCCUACAGCCGCUGCACCGAUGGCAUCAUCUACGUGGUGGACUCAGUGGACGUGGAUCGGCUGGAGGAGGCCAAAACGGAGCUGCACAAGGUGACCAAGUUCGCCGAGAACCAGGGCACCCCGCUGCUGGUCAUCGCCAACAAGCAGGACCUGCCCAAGUCCCUGCCGGUGGCCGAGAUCGAGAAGCAGCUGGCGCUCCAUGAGCUCACCCCUUCCACCACCUACCACAUCCAGCCCGCCUGCGCCAUCAUCGGCGAGGGGCUCACGGAGGGCAUGGACAAGCUCUACGAGAUGAUCCUGAAGCGGAGGAAGUCCCUCAAGCAGAAGAAGAAGCGGUAGAAAGCCCCGCAGACGCGGGGAGGGAUUGGGGGAGCAGACAAAGGAACCGAGGGGGCGAGAGAACCAAAGCGAUUCUUUUGGGUUUAAUAGUUAUUAUUAUUUUUGGUUUUCCUCUUCUUUUGUUUCCCUGCUUAUUUUUCUUCCCUCUUUUCCCAAUGCACAGACAAUAGUGGUGAUAACAAAGCCGCUCCUGCCAGCCAAGCCCAGAUCCCGGCUGCGGGCGAUGGGCCGGGAUCUCUCCCCUUUCCCACCGCCCCUUUCCGAGAACCACCGUGCUCCCAAGGGCCGGAUCCGGACGGAAACAUGCUUUUGGGGCGAGACCCCCUCCAUCCUUCGGGACCACCGAGCUUUUGUGUGCCGGGAUGGCUGCGUGUGUGUGUGUGUGUGUGUGUGAGAACAGGGCAGGACCCUGUUGAAGUGCAUUUGAGAGGAGCCCAGCGUGCUUCUAGAUCUUUAACGUGUACAUUUGGGGCUGGGGGGGCGGGGGGGGGGGUAAAGCAGCGCCAGGGCUCGGCAAGGUCAGCGGUGAGGGGGCUUCAAGCUGCGCCCCGAUGCUGCUGCAUCCCGCUGCAUCCCUCCAUUUGUCGGUGGGAAGGGGUGUUGGAAGCCGAAGGGGGGGCUGGACCAGCACAAAAUGUCGGCGGGGGGGGAUGGUGGGUGAGGAGACACACACCCACCCCACAGGCUGGUGUUUUAGGGUGCAGAGCAAGGACAGGCAGCCUUCAGCCCUGUAAGGCUGCAGUGCCAGGGGUGCUUGGCUGACCGGUGCUGAGCUUUAAGCUGUUUGCUUGGAAAAAGCAGAUAAGAAAGGCAAGGAUUUGGGAUGAUGCUGCUGGAAGCAUCGUGAGGGUCUCCCAGGAGUGCCCCAUCUCAGACUCAGUGUCACCUUCUGAAGCAAAGCCCCGAGCGGGUCCUUAUCGCGCUCAGCUCUACAGUGCUCAUUUGCUUCCAGCUGGGGUGAUCAAAAGUAGGGGUUAGGGAAUAAAGCCAAGCCAAAAGCAA